CAAAAACACGAGUUCUCCACUUGUUCUGGUGUUCUUGCUGCUCUUGGAGGCGAUUCUUCGAUCUCUCUCUACAGCCCAUCAUUUGAGCUGAGAUUUUGAACAAAUACUCCCUGAAAUGAGUUUGUUAGGAAGGGCAAAGGGGUGGCUUGAGAAGAGGAGGUCCACGCACUCCGAUCGAGUCACUAGAGCCGCAGCUUCACCCUCGAUUGCUAGGGUGAGCUACAACGAAGAUCAUGUGCCCCUGGAGUUGUUGGAAGACACAAGUCCAGCACGUGCUAUGACGUUUCCAUGUGAUGAAUUCCUUGAAGCUGCGGGAAUCAAGGAUGAGUUUUAUAAUCUUUGUGCUAAUGCAGGUCUGACACGGCUCGUCACGUGCCGUGUUACUCAGUAUCAAAAACUCACCUCCAGUUUCAUUAACAGUUUUAGAUAUAAUCCUGAUUCAGGUGCUAUUGAGUUUAAAAUUUACAAUGAUCUUAUCACCAUGACUUUGGGAAAGUUUUGUGAAAUAAUAGGUGUGCCGAACGUUGGGAGGACGGCUAGGAUGACCACUCAGCCCUCCGAGUUGAAAACCGUCUUCAACUCUCUCUGCAGCAUGGAUACGAGGGAUAUUCAUCGGUCAAAGAUCUCUAGCAUCUUAUUCCCUCACCUCAGGUAUUUUGCAUAUUAUGUUGCUAGAGGGGUGUUAGCUCAUGACAACACGAGCAACACUUCUGCGCCGGAUAUUGCUAUCCUGGCAGCAGCCCUCUCAGGGAGAUCUGAUUAUAAUCUGGGUGCCUUAAUUGCUCGACGCCUUGCUAUGAACGGCAACAAGGGAGACUUAUAUGAUGGCGUUUAUGCCACACUUAUUUUAGAACAUCUUGGAGGCACCCCACACCCUGAUGAUAAUCCUUUUACUUAUUUAAGCUUUGAUCUUGCUGCUAUGAAAAGGCAUAAGUUUGUUACCAUGACUUCUGAGCUUGAUAAUCUUGUUUAUAUCUUGCGUUUCGGAACUACCGCGGAACGCGAGAUCCGUCUACCUGCACCUCUUUUGUUUGAUUUUUCUCGUAGGAACGGAUGGUCCUUUGAUGUUAUCCAGUUCGAUGAGUUCAUGGCCCAGCAUCAGUUUCAUCACCCCAUGGAGGGAGUUGUGCCCGACGAGGAGGAGCACGGUGAGUUACCACCUUUUCAGGAAGAAACCGCCACCGAGUUUGGUGAAGGGUCUUCCUCUGUUUGGCGUACGGACCCUUCCUCAUGGGAGACUCCGAGGAGUUCGGUGUAUGCGCCAGCAUCCUUCUACGACCCUUGGACUCACCAUUGUUCCCCCGGAGCAGGAGGCUCCUGGGGACAGUAGCUGCUACCAACUUAGGCCAAAAGCCUAAGCUUGGGGGAGUACGUGCCCCUCUCACUUUUCCAUUGUGUUAUCCGUUUUAUUCGCUUUGAUCUUUUCGAAGUUUUUGCCCGUUCUUCUUUAUUUCUCUCUUUGCAAAAACAACAAAAAGAUUUUCUCUUUCUUUUGCUUUCGUUCAACCUUUGAAAUAAUCCAAAAAUAUUUCCUUUUUCUCUUUAGUUUGCUUUAUUCUCAGAGUUCAGCUCGAGUCCGUGAUGGCAUUUAAUUAUAUUUCCUACGUUCGAUCGUGCAAGUGACAAGGCAGUAAUGAUGAAGAUCGACUGAAGGGAAGAAACAAGGAAGACCGGUAUGAACUCUUCUUGUUUCUACUUUUGUACAUAUGCCUGUACUUAUGAUCUAGAGACCAGCUUGUAGCGACAUAGUGCUAUGUUUACAAUGCUCUUCCAGUGGUUCAUGCUUUCCUUGUGGCUAGUCUCGAAUAGCUAGAGUAUAUAAUGUGUUAUUGAAAUGAUUUACAUGCAUUGCACUGUUCAUAGUCUGGUAUACUAAGGUGGUAUUUCCCUUUGGAGAAUUUUUGGAUUGACUUGGCACAUGUUCACACAUGUUUAAGACUAAAAAGUCUGCUCUGCCUUGAUGAUCUUUGAGUUUCAGAAUAGUUAUAUCACUUUCAUGCCCGAUUCAAUGUUGCUUUGUCGCUCUGCAUGAUUAUGGCCGUUAUUGCUCUCUAGUUGGUCGCUUCCCAGUCUUUUGCUAACCUCCACCUGUACUAAGCGGACUGACUGCUUGUGCAUCCAAAAUCCUUAAAACCUGUUAUGCCAUAUGAGUCCACCAUACCUUCCUAUACAUGGUAUUUACCUGCCAUUCCUAACGAAGACUUUCGUGUACCAUCUCGAAAUUAAUCUAAAGCAUUUCUCUUUUUGUGCCUCUGUUUUAGCUCAUGAGGAAGUAGUAGUUAAUUCAUGAUCUUUUUAAGUUGGACAAGUUUCACCCCGGGAUUGCAUGUCUAAUGUGCAAACCCCUAAUACGAGAAGGAACUGGCAUAGAGUGCGCCUGGCUCAUAAAAGAUAAUACAACAAACAAACCCUCCUUCACGUUUUGUUCAUGAGAAAUCAGAAAACUUUGGCAGUGAUAAACAAAGGAGAUAGGGAGCCGUUCCUCGAGACUUGUCCAGCUCAAGAAGUGAUUGAGUUAUCUGCUAGCAUUCGUUGACGAAAUAUGCACCUCUCAAAAGCAUUUUUUACCUCUGUUUUUAAAACCAAGAGCUCUGGUACAUGUUUAGUUUUUGUUUCCGACCACGGGUUUUCAACCUUGCCAACAAAAGCCACGGUUCGAGAGUCUCCACCUUCUUUCUUCAAAGCACCAACUAGGAGAGCAUAAUUGUCAUUCUGAGUGUAAUGUGCAUUGUCCCAAAGUAUUACAUUGUCUUCUGCAUGCUUGUGAUAUGAUUUAUUCUGAAAUUCUUAGUUCUAGUCUCCUUUAAAACUCUGGAGGAGUUUCUGCAUUUAUGUUUUGCUUCACUCAUGGAGGCUAGCGAGAUACCACCCUAAUAUGCUCAAGCUAUGUGCAAUGUAAUCUUGUCUUGAUUUUCAGUAAUAUAUUGUUUACUUUUAGGUAUUUGUGAUUGGUCACUUGAAAGAAGGAUUGCUCCGUGCAUUGUCCUCAUAGUACUGUUUCAAUACUUGCUAGACUCUUUUCGUAGUACAUGCUUAUAUACAUCUAAUGAAACAAAAGAGUUUGUCAAAGUUUCCUUUGUCGCGUCCAGUUUGUUGAACUGAAUUGCUUGAGGACAAGCAAUAUGCUAAGCUUGGGGGAGUUGAUACGUCUAAAACGUAUCUACUUUUCCAAACACUUUUGAUAUUGUUUUGACCUCAUUCUUGCAUGAUUUGAACUAAACUAACCCGGACUAACGCUGUUUUCAGUGGAGCUGCCUGUAUGGUUUUAUUGUGUGCAGGAAAACGGAUUUUUAGGUAUCUCAGAAAAUUCCACGAAAAAUCACAGAAAAUCCACGCACCCGAAGGAACCGGAGCCAGAAGAGGGGCCAGAGGGGGGCCAGGGGGGCUCCAGGUGCCCUGUUGGCGCGGCCCACCCCCUGGCCGCGCCGGGAGGCCGCCUGGGUGGGCCCCACCUCCCCUGGUGCCCUACUUUGACCCGUAUUUUAGCUCGUGACGGAGAAAUCCCAGAUCAGAAGUUCUUUUCCCAGUUUUCAUCGCGGAGCCGCCGCCACCCUCUGUUCUUCUUCGGGAGGGCUAAUCUGGAGGCUGAAUUGGCCUCCGGAGAGGGGAGAUCGUCGCCAUCGUCAUCAUCAUCACCACUCCAUCAUCCCUCCAUGACUUCUCCUUCCAUGUGUGAGUAAUCCCCUGCUGUAGGCGAAGGGGAUGGUAGGGAUUGGAUGAGUUAGAUCAUGUAAUAGUUUGUCAGAUCGUUGGGGGCAUGUUGCCUAUCAUCUACUAUGGUGUUUAUCAUCUUUGCUUCAACUUGUUAUUCUUAAUGCUUGUCACUUAGGGCCCGAGUGCCAUGAUUUCAGAUCUGAACCAUAUGUG
Molecule: messenger RNA, 3867 nt
Organism: Triticum dicoccoides
Lineage: Eukaryota; Viridiplantae; Streptophyta; Magnoliopsida; Poales; Poaceae
Exons: 2
Coding region: 116-1330 (404 amino acids)
Source: RefSeq, a predicted model, not a curated record